AUGCUUCGGGGCAGUGGUUCGCUUCCGGGGGGCCGCGGUGGGACCGGCGACAGCGGUUUUGACGCCUCUCUGCUGCGCGCUGUGACGACGGGCACGCAGCUGGCUGUGGUCGACGCCAGGCGCAACGGCAGCGCCGAGCACGCGAGCUUCGAAGAGAUCCGCUGCUUCGUGGGGUCCACCGAGGGCGUCGAGUUCUUGGGAUCGGAGGCCGAGGGCUGCUGCAAGGUGGCCAUCAUUGGCUACGGCACCGCCGCCGAGGCCCCGAGCCCGGCCGAUGGGAUACCCGCCAGUGCCGUGCUGAGGGUCGGCACCAGGGUCGAGCUUCGGACUGAGUCUACAUGCCAGCCCUGCGAGGUCGCCUGCGCGAGCGAGGGGUGA
This is a messenger RNA of Prorocentrum cordatum, 378 nucleotides long. The record is from the annotation of a GenBank genome assembly. NCBI's taxonomy places the organism in Eukaryota, Dinophyceae, Prorocentrales, Prorocentraceae.